AGUGAAACUGGUCUUUCGGUCCUUGGCUUCAUAACCUCGUGGACUUGCUCAGAGCGUGGCUUGACUUGAUCUAGGUAUGGCUGUGUGGGUUGCAGGGCUACUCCUGGCUAUAUAUGUGCCCGUGUACGUGUCAGGCCUACCUGCGGACUUUAUCGUGAAAGUCUCUGCUCACUGUGGAGACGGCAAGUCAAAUGGCUUCAUUGAGGUAGUGUCUGACUUGAGCGUUCGUGUAACGGCCAAAUGUAAGAACGGUCUGCAGCUUUUCAAUAAAACCGAUGGUGCUCAUUGUAUAAUGCCAAUCUCGUUCAAGGACGAUGGCAGCGCUCGUUGCGUCAUGGAGAGACGGGAAGGCGCCACCGUGUAUUCGGCCAGAGUUUACGUAGCGUGGGGACAGGAAGGAAGUCCUAUCAUAACCAAUGCAGAACAAUACGCGGUUUCCUGUGCGUUCGGCGACUACGGCGUAAGAUCGACCGCCGUAAAAGAUGCGUUACACGGACUUAUCGCCCCGUCAGAGCUGCAGUUCCAUAAUGGCCCUCAGUUUUCCUCGUCGGUUCACCUGGGUCUGGUGGAUGUGAAAGGCUUUGCUCUAGACUCAAAUAUUCCAGCCCAGAGGAAGAUCCAGAUCAAGGCAACAACAGAUGGUAAAGAUGGCGAGGUGGGCCUCAGGGCGUCUUCCUGUGACGUUGUAGGGAUCAACUCGAACGAGAGAUAUGCGAUUCUUCGAGCAGGCUGUGGAGAUGGAAUAAUCUUCCAGAAGGAUCAAGGAUUUACAACUGUUGGUAAAAGUUCAUUCAGUCCUUACUUCACUUCGUUUCACCUCGGCGACGAUAAGGAUAUCAAGUUUGACUGCAACUUCACAACGUGCAAUACAAGUUGUGAUGGGAGCUCCUGUCGCAAUGAACGCCGAAGACGUGAUGCUCCUAGAACUCGAGAAAACGAUGUAUCCAUGAAAGUCCAAUCCAACAUUUACAGCCUUGUGGGCAGAGAAAUGGGCACGAUCAGGCACCCAGCUGGAGUACUCGGAAUACCGCCCAAAAUAAACCUCGUCAAUGAAAAGGUCGAUCUACCCCGACCAGUUGCCGAAGAUACGGAACGAGCUCGACCUUUGGCGAAAGAGGUUGAACUGCCCUCACCAUUGACCGAAGAGGACGAUCUACACACCCCAUUAGCGAAUGGGGAUGAUCUGCCCCCACAAAUGGCCGAAGAGGCCGAUCGACCCCGACCGUCGUCGAGAUUUGACGAGCAACCCCAAAUGUUGUCGAUCGUGGACGAUGAACACCGACCAUUUGCAAAACAGAACAACGAAGAUAUAACCCUUGGCCUCUCGGAAUGGCCGAUCCUUCCUUGGCCGGCAAUUGUGUCCCUGACCUUUUUGUGCUUAAUGUCGUUGGGUCUGUCGCUGUAUAGCUUUGUACUUUCAAACCGGAGACAGUCCGUAUCUGUGCCAGCAUAGUAACUCAAUAAACGAGAUCAGAUACCAA
Haliotis rufescens (red abalone) is the source of this 1481-nucleotide messenger RNA. RefSeq names its product vitelline envelope sperm lysin receptor-like. The transcript has 10 exons. The record is from RefSeq and is a predicted model, not a curated record. The coding region runs from base 77 to 1453 and encodes 458 amino acids. Lineage: Eukaryota; Metazoa; Mollusca; Gastropoda; Lepetellida; Haliotidae.